Camelina sativa (false flax) is the source of this 343-nucleotide messenger RNA. It is a transcript of the gene PP2-B4, whose product is annotated as phloem protein 2-B4. The record is from RefSeq and is a predicted model, not a curated record. NCBI's taxonomy places the organism in Eukaryota, Viridiplantae, Streptophyta, Magnoliopsida, Brassicales, Brassicaceae.
UCCAUUCAAGAUAAGCGGUGUGAUGAAUACUCAAAUCCUAUCUCCCAAAACUUGUUACUCGGCUUAUAUUGUGUACAAGACAAGAGAUAGAUUUCACGGUUUGAAGCACAUUGGAGUUGGAUUUAUUGGACAAGGAACUCGUGUAACCAAAAGGUGGGAAAGAAAGAAUCUAAUCAAACUGGAGGAGAGGGAAGAUGGGUGGAUGGAGACAGAGUUUGGGGAAUUCUUCACUGAUUUUGAUUGUGAGGAAACUGUGUUGAGUAUUAUUGAGAUUGAUUAUGCCUAUUGGAAACGUGGUUUGAUCAUUCAAGGAAUUGAUAUCCGCCCUACGAAAAGCCCGUAA